Molecule: messenger RNA, 1572 nt
Organism: Macrosteles quadrilineatus (aster leafhopper)
Lineage: Eukaryota; Metazoa; Arthropoda; Insecta; Hemiptera; Cicadellidae
Exons: 3
Coding region: 84-1550 (488 amino acids)
Source: RefSeq, a predicted model, not a curated record
UUCAAAAUUAUUUUAUGACUACUCAUAAUUAAAUAAUUUAAGUUGUAAUACCUAAAAUUAUAUACGUAUCUACAGUUACUAUAAUGGAUAGGCCCAAUCAAAAGAAAUACUCCAGUAUUUUUUCGGACAAUCUAGAUAAGGAUCUUCUUAGAUGUACCUGUCCAUUAGAAUAUGUUAGCUAUCCACAGUCGCAAAAGGUAGAUCCAAAAAUUGAAUGCUGCCAGUUUGGAAGAGAUUGCCAAUUUGUUUCGGUUCCGAUGGCAAACCUAAGUGACGAGGCUAAAUGUACCUGUUUCCCAAGUAUGUGUAUCUGUAGCCCAGAGGCUGAAGUCACACUUAUUCCUGACUGUGAUCCAGUCAAGUGUAUCUGUGGCCAAUCAGACACCACAGACCUACGUUUACUUCCAACAGAUUUUAGAAAUGCUCUUAAAAGGGAACAAAUAAUCACUGAUGAAAGAAUGAAAAAAGUAAGUGGUGAAAUCAAACAGCUCUUGAUAGAACAUGAGGAUGGUAAAAAGAAGAUGCCCGAUGAGUCAACUGAUACUGCUACAGAAAAAUCAAAUAAGAAACAGGUAACACAAAAGGUUUCUAUCCAGGAACAUGUCCAAGCUACUCCUAGUGAAAAUAAAGAAGACAAAAAGGAUGCACCAGCACCCAAAGAAGAAAUAAGGUCUCCUAUGUUAAGCAUAAAAAGUACACAGAAGAAACCUAAGGUGUCUUUAACCUCUACAAGAAUGAAGAAAAACAACUACAAAAGGGAAAGACAACUAAGACAGCAAGUAAAGUCAGAAGCAACUCAAUCAAAGUCAGCAACAAUGAGUCAGACAACUCAAUACAGUUGUGGCUGUAGGAUGCCAAAGAAAAAACCUCUUCAUGUCAAGUACUAUUUCUCAGGAGGAACUGAGAAUUACGGAGUAAGACUCGGACACAAACACUGCAUGCCGAGUCUAGGACUGGUACCCAAGAACAUGGGUUGGUUAUGGAAUAUCCAAGACACAUCUAAAGGAAUGAGGGAGAGAAAAGGUGGGCCUCCAGGCUUUAUUGGGAAAAACAUAAAGAAUAUGAUUAAGGUAUUGAAACAGUUUGACGACGUAGUGGAGCCGAUACGAGUCGGGUUAGGAACCCCAAAAAGAGAAAAGGUGAUAUUGAAAAAAGAGGAGUCAAAAGAGGAGCCACCGCUACUACAUAUACAAAAGAGGGGACGCACUUACAACAUCACAUUUUGUCCCAAGAGUAGUGAUACAGAUAUAGGACCUAUCCCUAUACCCUUCACAAUCACAGAGAAACAACGAGACAGCGACUCAUCCUCUUCCGACUCAACAUUGGAAUUUGAAUUUCAUUCACCAAAACCCAAACUGCCUCAAAAACAGAUAGCUCAAGACCAGGACCAGAACGAAAUUGUGUUAGAAGAGCCUAAACCUUCGGCGCCAUCUUCCAAUAUUAGCAAAUCAAACAAAAAGAAAUCUAAUAAGAAAACAUCACCAAAAAGCACAGAGGAAAACAAAGUUCUUUGGGAGGACCAACAGACACAAAUUGAAAAUAUAGCUUAAACAAGUUGCAUUGUGUAUUACA